CAAGCGUCACAUCCGCCUUUGACUCAGUGAAUACGGCUCUAACGAAACGGAGGCGAGUAGCAGUGUUUCGCUUCACUUGAUAACAUUAUUAGUUAACUAAAUAAGCCAGAUAAUUAUCUAUCAUUUAAGUUUCUAUCGACAAGAAAUGAGCGACAACGAAAAGGAUUUUGGCGAGCGGGUGCGUAUUAUCAACCACGAACUACCGAAGAUAUAUUCUUGUCCUAAAAUGAGCAGACUCAACGACGCCAUUUUGCCCUAGCUUAGCUAGGCGGCUAACGCUAGUUAGCGCAAACAUGAUGUAGUUAAGAUCAUUGAUUUGCAUCGACUAUAUGGAUUUUGUACCGUUUUAUAUUUUCUAAUUGAAUUUCCAUUUAUUUAUGUUAACAUUGUUGUCUUUUCAUUGUGUUUUGUAAUUUAAAGCAAACAUUAGUUAGGCCAAGUGGUUUGCAGCUAUUUUAACGUUAACUAAUUCACAUCAAGUACAUUUUGAAUUAACGAGUCUACUGAGACUGCUGGCGAGAAACAGUUACCAAUGUACAUUUACUCAUCAUUGCAGGUUGAGUUGGGAAGAAGCAAAAUGGCGGAAGAAGUUUCAGAUAUGAAGUUUGAAGUUGUUAAAGGGCAUAUUUGAUGAAGCUGAUGGUGUUGAUGCAUGCUAAUGUAAAAUGAAGCUGGCAGAAGCGAGCGGCCACGCUGUCCACUGGUAGAGUGAUGUAAUGGCAGAAAUCAAAUGGGAGGAAGGAAGUGGGGGAAGAGGAGAGAAAAAUGAAGUCAGAAAUGGUGUGAAACGGAAGAAAGAAGAAAAGAGAUGGUUGUUUUGAAGUUAUGAAGUUAAAGAAGUGAUGAAGUUAUGAGAAGUGUUCGGGGGUAUGGUUAAUUCCCUAUAGCCUGCUAUGUUAUAUUACUACAAUCCUAUUUCUCUCUCCCUCUCUCCUUCUGUUUUCUAAAGCAGUGUUUCCCAAGCCAUCCCUCAAGGACCCCCCAUCCCCCCACCAUUACACCUGUUUGUUCUAUUCCACCAUUGGUACACCUGAUUCAACAAAAUCUCAAGCUCUUUCUCAAAUUGAAUCAGGUGUACUAAAACGGAAAUGUGCAACAGUGGGGUCCCCCUGAGGGAUGGUGUGAGAAACACUUCUUAAGCAUGCAUGCCAACUGCUCCUCCAUCUCAGACACAUUACCUAGUCCUCAACACGCAAGGUUAAACUCUGCUACGCUGCCUAGAGUGUAAGAGAACAAUCCGCUCAUCAUAGAACUGUGUUAAGAUUAAACUAGAUUAACACCUCUACUUUAAGCCUAUAUGAUUUCCUUUGGUCGCCUGUAACAGGCAGAUCUAGUUACAACAAAUACCUGUCGUUAAUGAAAUGUUAUUUAUUUAUUUUUUUACUACUGGAGCUGAAAUAUAAGAGGGGCCUGUAGCAGGUUUGAGCGAGGUUCCUUCUGUACCUCCUCUCUCUCUCUAUCCUGACCGUUUCUCUAUUUUUGAUUCUGACCUGUAUUUAUGUGUAUCUGGCCCGUUCAGGACUCGCGGUCCGCUUCCAGGAGUGUGAGCCCAAGGGGUUCUAGGAAGUCUGCCAGCCGCUCCCUGGCCCAUUCCCCAGCCCGCUCUAAAGAUGGCUCUAGACACUCCAGGUCUAAGUCCCACUCCCGAUCCCGCUCCAAGUCAAGGUCUCGUUCCCAUAGAAGCUCCCGCAGGCAUUAUUCCCGCUCUCGCUCCCGUUCCCACCGCCGCCGUUCCCGUAGCCGAUCCCGAAGCGGGGAAUAUCGCCGCCGUCGGAGCCACAGCCACUCCCCCAUGUCCAACCGCCGCAGGCACAUUGGCAACCGGGCCAACCCGGACCCAAACUGCUGCCUGGGUGUGUUUGGUCUGAGCCUGUACACCACAGAGAGAGAUCUGAGAGAUGUGUUCUCCAAGUACGGCCCCCUGGCUGACGUCAGCAUCGUCUACGACCAGCAGUCACGACGCUCCCGCGGCUUUGCCUUCGUCUACUUCGAAGUCCGAGAGGACGCCAAUGAGGCUAAGGACAGAGCUAAUGGAAUGGAGUUGGAUGGACGGAGGAUCAGAGUGGAUUUCUCCAUCACCAAACGACCACACACUCCUACCCCUGGGAUAUACAUGGGACGGCCCACAUAUGGUGGCAGUGGCAGCGGCGGCGGCGGCAGCAGCAGCGGAGGCGGUGGAGGAGGAGGAAGUGGCGGCCCCAGCUCAAGCUCAUCUCGCCGUAGCUCGAAGGAUUACGACCGCGGCGGUGACCGCGGCGGUGACCGUGGUUACGACAGAGGUUACGACCGUGGUUGCGAUCGCUAUGACGACCGAGAGUGCUACAGGUCUUACAGACGCAGGUCUCCCUCCCCAUACUAUAGCCGAGGGGCCUACCGGUCUCGCUCACGCUCGCGAUCUUACUCCCCACGCCACUACUGAGAAGAGGAGCAAGAUGAUACUUUGUGGGGUUAGAGCAAGGGGUGGUGAAUGUGGGGUUAGAGCAAGGGGUGGUGAAUGUGGGGUUAGAGCAAGGGGUGGUGAAUGUGGGGUUAGAG
Molecule: messenger RNA, 2535 nt
Organism: Salvelinus fontinalis (brook trout)
Lineage: Eukaryota; Metazoa; Chordata; Actinopteri; Salmoniformes; Salmonidae
Product: transformer-2 protein homolog alpha-like
Exons: 8
Coding region: 1499-2419 (306 amino acids)
Biological process (GO): positive regulation of mRNA splicing, via spliceosome
Cellular component (GO): spliceosomal complex
Molecular function (GO): RNA binding
Source: RefSeq, a predicted model, not a curated record